AUGAUAUUGGUGGGCCUCAGCACUACCCUCUCCGCCUUGUGGUUCUGCCGCAAAGUGGGCUGCUGGGCGAAAUCGCUCGGCCGCCUGGGAGCACUGAUUCUGCGCUUCGUGCGGCGGGGGAGCCCGGAUGAAGCUCUCGCUCUGCUCGGUGAAGCCGUGUUGCUGAAUCCUCCGGAUGCACUGCUGCAUCUCGCCCGGGCACAGGCCCAAAACGAGUGCAGAAGGCAUCUUGAAGCUUUGGACGAUGCAGAGACCUGCGUUUCUUUGGACAGCAAGUGCCUGGAGGGCUGGCUACAGAAGGGUAAGGCUGAACUCGCCUUGGGCAGAGCAGCCGAUGCGGCCGUGAGCUUUCAGGCUGGUUUGGCCCUUGAGCCAAAUCACCCGGAGCUUUUGAGGCAACUCUCAGAAGUGGCACCGGCACCGAACAUCUUACAGCAAUUCAAAGAGUUAGUCUUUGCAGCAAGGCUUGGCCUUGAAAACUUGUUUCAGACUCUGGAGGACCCGCAGAGGACCACAGACGCUUUCGUUGAUAGCAAUGCAGAGGUGCUGGAUGCACAGAUCUCUUUGUUGGCACAGACUCUGCAUGUGAACGUCUCAGUGCUCUUCGACUCCCCGAGGCUCUGCGAUGCUUACGAGCAGAUCGUCCACGCUUGCGCACAGCUGGUGUCUGGUGCACCGAAAUCCUUUUCGAGAAAGCUGCGGAAUGCCAAGAAGAUCCUUGAGGGACUCAGCCUGGCCGUGAGAAUCGGCUGGCAGAUCCACCAUGGUCUUGCCAAGCACGCCGCCAGCGCCCUGAUCAUCCUUGCCACAUGUCCUGAGGCGGAGGAGGGACUUCGAAGAAUGGCCGUUCGACAGCUAUUGGGAGGGCUUUUGCGCUGGCUGGUGGAUGCAAGGCCAGAGCCGGAGCGGGAGGUGGAGGAGGUCUGCGGAUGCAGCUGCGCUGUCCCUUGGAAGGCUGCUGCCUGUUACUUAGAGCGACUCUUUGAGAGAGAGGGAAGGCCCAUGGCUUUGAUCCAAUUUGAGUGCGAGCAUUGGCCUGACACAGUUCAGCUGUGCCAGUGGCUCACCUUGUCGGUUCGAGAUUAUCAUUCCACCCCACUUGGCCUCGUGGCUCUGCUUCAGAUGCCCGGAGUGGCGGCCAGAGCGAUGAAGACCCAGGCAAGAGUUGACUUCUUCAUUGCACCGCAUCUUUUUGCUGAGGAGUUUGGCGACGAGUUCGAGGAAGCCGAGGAGCCGCAGGAGCCCGAAGCUUCGGAGGAAACCUGGGAAGUCGCAAGGGCGAGCAACGUCCCAUGGUGGAGAGCUGCGCAGAUGAGCAGACAACCCUUGAGAGCCUGGAGACAGCAGAUGCGCUUUGCGGCGGCGGCCGUGGCAGCAGCAAGUGAGAACCAGGACCAUCAGAACCAAGAUCCCUCCUUGUCUUUUCCAGAGGUAGCUUCCGCAUCUUCGAGCUUCAGCCGGGGUCCAGGUGCUGAGAUCUCGAGGCUCCUGGGGAACGAUCCGAAUCUUGCCAGUAUCCUAAAUGCCGCUUCCUCCGCCGGGAUUCCGACUUUGUUCCGGUGGAUCCCCGAUCCACCGCCACCUCCACCCCAAAGGCUCGGAGAGUGGCUCAUGAAUUCAUUGGGUUAUUUAUUCCUUUUUAUUGAAGGCGAUGCCCUAUUCACAGUCUAUGCCUGCCGGGCUCUCAAGACACUGGCAAAGGCUGAUCCAGAUGGUGACGGGCAAACAAGACUACUAAAUGGCAUGUGGCUGGGCGUUCCUUUGCUCAGUAAACUGUCUCUCGCAGCUUGCACGAACACGGCAGCGCUUGAUUUGCUGCACUGCCUCUUCGAAGCAAAGUGCCCCGUGGCAAGAGCCGGUAUUCGAUGUGCCACACGGUCUUUAGCCCAUGCUUUGGCCAGCGAUGCUCUGCCCAACGAGCAGGACGGUGAUAUCCACAUGGCCUCUUCAUCCAGCGCUUCGUCGCAGGACAUGCAAGACGUGUCAGAAGAGGCGGAGGAUUUUUCUGGUGGAUCCCAGGGAACUGACGGAGCUGCCCAGGCCCAGGCAGCUCAGGCCCAGGCACCAGAGAUGCUGGGCGAUGGCGAUGCUGGUUUUGCCCAGAACCUUCUUGGCCAUGAAGAUGAUCUGGUGCCAUCCUGGGCAGAGUUUCACCACGAGCUUUUUCAGGAGCUGGCUUGCCCCACAGACAGGGAGCAUGCGCCGGAGCUCGUGACCCUCGCGAAUUUUGAAUUGAAGGCCAGCCUCCUGGCGGAGCAGGCAACGGUCCAUUCGCUCGAGCCGCAGACAGAGGAGGGAAGAAACUACAGCUUUGCAGCUGUUCCAGCGGCAUGGAACCGAAAUGUCCUGGUGGAGAUGGAUCCGAAGCAGGGAAAUCAGACCUCGGACGAAGAUGUCCACGGUUCACCACCAGGAUGGCAGACAGUUUCUUCCCAGCGAUUGCUCCUUUUCCAUGAGCUAGAUGGCUUCCCCGUGGGCUCUGCUGAAUACCUUCACGAUGGCCGGAUGAAAGGCAAGGUCGUGCUCAUGUCCAGGCGAUCGAUCCGUUCCAGUCAGAAGGUUCACAAUUGGGCGCAGGCCGUAUCCUCUGCUGAGCAGGCAGGUGCUUCUGCAGUCAUCGUCUUCAACGACCUUGAUGCGAUGGAGCCCUUCCGGAUGGGACUCUUCGGGGAAAAGCUGCCUUCUAUUCCCGCCUUCAUGAUCAGCGGGAAGGAUGGAGCGAGCCUGGGCACACGGUCGCGGGACUCGGAGGUGAUCAUCGUCAGGUCGGUCUUGACCUCUGCCAGCUCUCGUUCGCCACCUCCCUGGCCGCUUGCAGGUGGACGCAUCGCAGAUAUCGCCCAGGCUUGGAGUCUAUUGGAAGCUCUCUCGGCACAUGGCGAGCCUUCCGAUGAUCUAGAGAAGCUGCUUCAGCGAAUGAGCGUGCCGGAAAAGCGUGUGUGGCUGACGCGCCGGCUGGUACGUCAUCAUCGUGCCCAGCAGGCCUCGGAUGCAGACCUCGCAGAGACACCGCUGGCCUUCGUUGAGAGCGACCGAUGGCUGGCGGCGGAGAAACAGCUCGCAGCUCUCCGGCACCAGGUGAUGGAGAAGACCGGGCUGGGGAGUGUGGACAUCUGCGGUGAGUUCGAAGUGCGCUUCCGUGGUGAGCAGGGGGUGGGAAGCGCUGUGGUCCGGGAGUGGAUGGACCUGGUGGCUAGAGACGUCUAUUUGCAGCCCAAGUUGAGGUUGCUGCGGAGCUAUGACCAACGGCAGACAUUUUGGCCAGAUGCUGCA
Molecule: messenger RNA, 3273 nt
Organism: Symbiodinium necroappetens
Lineage: Eukaryota; Dinophyceae; Suessiales; Symbiodiniaceae
Source: the annotation of a GenBank genome assembly